Suhomyces tanzawaensis NRRL Y-17324 is the source of this 1005-nucleotide messenger RNA. It is a transcript of the gene RPS9B, whose product is annotated as 40S ribosomal protein uS4. Gene Ontology annotation, cellular component: cytosolic small ribosomal subunit. The transcript has a single exon. The record is from RefSeq and is a predicted model, not a curated record. Gene Ontology annotation, biological process: translation; positive regulation of translational fidelity. Gene Ontology annotation, molecular function: structural constituent of ribosome; rRNA binding. Lineage: Eukaryota; Fungi; Ascomycota; Pichiomycetes; Serinales; Debaryomycetaceae. Bases 316 to 897 code for a protein of 193 amino acids.
CUCGUAUGUACUACGCAAUACUAACUUAGCAGCAACUUCAUUAAACAAUCAGUAGCAUGCUACUCUUUGUUGAGGUUCGGGUCCUCUUCUUUGAUUUCAUAUCAGAUUAUUUUAAUUGUAACUGAACUCCCGACACUUCAGUUACAAGCUUGGGGAAAAAGUGACCUGGUCAGACAGAGUUUGAUACUAUGUCUAUCCAGCACUGUCUCACGGCACACCGUAAUGGUGGCCUGACAGGUUGUCACUUGAUCCUUGAUGUCUAAUAUUCUGUAAUAUCAUCGUAAGCUCCCAGCUGUCUAAGAACGAUUUAUAUGAAUGUAUUCUAACAUUUCAGGUGCUCCAAGAAGUUACUCCAAGACUUACUCCGUCCCAAAGACCCCUUACGACUCUGCUCGUUUGGACGCUGAAUUGAAGUUGGCCGGUGAAUACGGUUUGAAGAACAAGAGAGAAAUCUACAGAUUAGGUUUCCAAUUGUCCAAGAUCAGAAGAGCUGCUCGUGACCUUUUGACCAGAGAUGAAAAGGACCCAAAGAGAUUGUUCGAAGGUAACGCUUUGAUCAGAAGAUUGGUGAGAAUCGGUGUCUUGUCCGAAGACAAGAUGAAGUUGGAUUACGUCUUAGCUUUGAGAGUCGAAGAUUUCUUGGAGAGAAGAUUGCAAACCCAAGUCUUCAAGUUGGGUUUGGCCAGAUCCAUCCACCACGCCAGAGUCUUGAUUACCCAAAGACACAUCGCUGUUGGUAAGCAAAUCGUCAACAUCCCAUCUUUCACUGUCAGAUUGGACUCCCAAAAGCACAUUGACUUCGCCCACAACUCCCCAUACGGUGGUGGUAGAGCCGGUAGAGUUAAGAGAAAGAACCAAGGUAAGGGUGCUGAAGAAGGUGCUGAAGACGACGAAUAAAUUAUUUAAUAAUAGUCUUGUAUUUACUUCACCAUUUUUAAUAAAAUUGGUUUUCCAUCUUUCCUUUAGUUCUGUUUAUGUAGUUUAAUGAAUUUAUCAAUUAGAAAA